Clonostachys rhizophaga is the source of this 1050-nucleotide messenger RNA. Lineage: Eukaryota; Fungi; Ascomycota; Sordariomycetes; Hypocreales; Bionectriaceae. The record is from the annotation of a GenBank genome assembly.
AUGGUCACCUUGACUCUCCUCCCGCACGAGACAAUUCUUGAGAUACUUUCCCACCUGCCGUUGAAGCAGCUCGAGACGGUCGCUAAGACCUUCAACCACCCCAUCACCGACAUAUGCCUUCCCCUCCUCCAGCCACUUUUCAAGUCCAGGCGGGACAGGAAAGAUCUCGUCCGCGCCUUUGGCGAAUUCGGGCAGAGGUUCCCCGUGCCACACGGCCUGGAGUCCCUGGACCUGGAUUCGCCAGUCAGGAAGACUCUCGGCCUGUCGCGCAGGGACGUCAUCAAGCUGCCUCGCCGGAGACGCACCCUCGACAUGGAUUUCAUGGAAUUCCACGGGGACUUCGACUGGCUCAAGCCACUGCCCAAGUCAGUCUCGGAUGACAUGGCCGGCCACUACCGCGGUCCGGCGCUCAUCGGCACGGCGCUUGACGACCUCCUGUCGAGCGCCGAGCGUGUGGGUGUCACCAUCCCGCCCGCCUUCCUCAAGUUCAUGCAGAAUGAGGAACUCCAGCUGCGUAUCCCCUCCCACCAUGCCGGCGCCUUUCACCUGACCUCGGGGGGCUUGCUCAGGAUUCCAAAGGCGCGGAUCGGGGGUCGCGUCGGCUACGCCAUCGGUUUUCUCUCCUAUCUAAUAGAUGGUGUCAUGUUAUACCUUGAACCGGGCAAAGAUGGAAUAUGCAGUGUACUGACGGACAUGGAAGAUGAGUGCCCUUAUGAAGUGGACGGUGUAAACGUGCCCCAUGAAGAAGAGGACUGCCCUUACGUCACCCAGGAAGACCGGGACGACUCAAAGGCUCAGAAGGUGGAGAUCCUGGCGCAUGGCUGCACCCUUGAGCUGGUGGGAAUGGAUUUUGAGACUUACCUGGCCAAUUUGUACUACAGCGAGGUGCUUUACUGGGUGUGCAGACUUGAGGCAGAGCCUGUUCCUGGGCUGGUGGAGUAUGUGAAGUACAUGCUCGUCGAGAGGCGGGAGAUCCCCAAAAAGCCCAAGGAGAUAGAGGACCUGACUGAGGACGCGCGGAGGCAGACGAUUGCAGAUCUGUUACAGUAG